Acytostelium subglobosum LB1 is the source of this 1290-nucleotide messenger RNA. RefSeq lists its product as hypothetical. The coding region runs from base 1 to 1290 and encodes 429 amino acids. The transcript has 3 exons. The record is from RefSeq and is a predicted model, not a curated record. Lineage: Eukaryota; Evosea; Eumycetozoa; Acytosteliales; Acytosteliaceae.
AUGGAUACAUUACCAGACAUCAUCAUUCGUUGUAUAUUCUCACAUAUCAAUGAUCAGUUGGAUCUAAUGUGUUCGUACGGCCAGAGUACCACCAGCAAUCUUGAUUGGAGUGUAGACGUACAUCAUUGCAAGUCCAACAAUCCCACCGCGUCCAACAACAAUGAAUCGAUACCAGGAAUAUCAUUGACGUAUGCCCGACGUGAGAUUGAUCCACAGAUACUUCAUAAUAAGCGACCAAGUUAUCUAUUGUUUGCCGAUUCGUUUGAUGCAUCAAUCACACAUGGACAGCUGCCAAACACAUUGAUCAAGAUAAGGUUUGGCAACUCAUUCGCUCAACCUAUUGUACCUGGUGUGCUACCAGCCUCACUGGUACAUCUGGAGUUCCACAUGGGUAGUCGCUUCAAUCAUCCGUUUGGCGAGGGUGUGCUGCCUCCUUCAUUGCGCACACUCAAGCUUGGCAUGCUGUACAACAUGGUCUUAACAAAGGGCUCUCUCCCGCCUUCACUCUCCAGCCUCACGUUUGGCUAUGGCUAUGACCAACCUUUUGAGCCUGGUGUGCUCCCUGCUUCAAUCACAUCAUUGACUUUUGGACACAGUUACAAUCAAUCAAUACUACCUGAUGUGUUGCCGCAGUCCUUAACAUCACUCAAGUUUGGAAACAACUAUAAUCAACCUCUUUUACAUGGUUCGAUGCCUUUGGGAUUGAAGUCAAUAGUGAUGGGCUCGCGAUAUAAUCAACCAUUCAUUGGUGAUGAGUUCCCAGAUGGUACAUCAUUGACCGAGUUGACGUUGGGACUUGGAUACAUGCAGCCGGCCGAACAUGUAGUGCUCCCAUCCACACUCAAGACGCUCAAUCUUCAACUCUACGCCAUCCACUCUACAUACCUCCAGUGUCUACCAUCAUCAGUCGAGCGUGUUGGCUUCAAUGAUCCCUUUCCACCAGUCAAUGACAAUGCUCAACAACAUAUGGCGAUUGUAUUGAAUCAUACAUUACAUGAGAUGGACUUGACAGUGCUAUUCCCAUUCAUUGGCAACACAGACUUGUUGGCAAAGUUGUUGAACAAGUUGAUCAAUGCAUUCAAGAAUGUACAGACUUUCAAUGUAAUGGCUAUUCAUAAGGCUGAUUGUCGGAUGAUCAAGUAUAAGCUUAGAAUGAUUGAUCAAGUGAGAGCAUUAUAUCGUGUCCAAACCAAGUCCUCUGCCAAUCCACAAGAUAUAUCACUGGCCAAACAACUUGUAUCCUUUGCACAUCGUGUAGUCAAUAGUAUUACCAAUCAAAUAAAUGAUUGA